AUGGGUACCGCAAAGAAAGAAGGCGCCAGGAAGAUUCGUCAGGGCAAGGCUGACGAUGGCAUGGCCAAUGUCAAAGUCAAGGGCGAGAAUUUCUAUCGCUCCGCGAAGAAAGUGAAGACCUUGAAUAUGUUCAAGGAUGGAAAGGCACGAAGAAACGCAGCUGGUGAUGUUACCAUAGCUGCUUCCUUCCAAAGUCGGCAAGUACCUCAAGCACGAGUCGAGCCGAACAGAAAAUGGUUCACCAACUCCCGAGUUAUUGGCCAAGAUGCGCUCAACUCUUUCAGAGAAGCUAUGGCGGAACGAGCUUCGGACCCAUACUCUGUGUUAUUGAAGAGCAACAAGUUGCCUAUGAGCUUGAUCCGUGAUGGCGAGGGUAAGAAUGGGAUCAAGCAACACAAAGCAAAGAUGACCGUGGAAGCAUCACCGUUCGGAGAAGUGUUUGGUCCCAAGGCUCAGAGGAAGCGUGUCAGACUCGACGUUAGCUCGUUAGAAGAUCUCGCAGACGAUAGCCUUAAGUCCCACGACACAUACUUGGAUCGCCUUGAACAAGCUAAACUCUUGAGUGGGACAUCUGGUGACGCAGAAGCAGUUGGUGAAGCAGGUGUCAUAGAUAAUGGCUAUGUUUCAAGUGCCCGUGAGGCUAUCUUCAAUAAAGGGCAAAGCAAGCGGAUCUGGAACGAACUCUACAAGGUCAUUGACUCUUCCGAUGUGGUUAUCCAUGUUCUUGAUGCUAGAGAUCCCUUGGGAACGAGAUGUCGAAGUGUUGAGAAGUACAUCAAGGAGGAGGCACCACACAAGCACUUGAUAUUCGUCUUGAACAAGUGCGAUCUGGUACCUACCGGUGUUGCUGCUUCUUGGGUUCGCUAUCUAUCCAAAGAUUACCCCACCCUCGCAUUCCACGCAUCCAUCACAAAUUCCUUUGGCAAAGGCUCUCUCAUUCAACUCCUUCGCCAAUUUUCUUCCCUGCAUUCAGACCGCAAGCAGAUCUCUGUCGGCUUCAUCGGCUACCCUAAUACUGGAAAAUCCUCAAUCAUCAACACCCUUAGAAAGAAGAAAGUUUGUACAGUGGCACCAAUCCCUGGAGAAACCAAGAUCUGGCAAUACAUCACACUCAUGAAGCGAAUCUAUCUCAUCGACUGUCCUGGUGUGGUUCCGCCCAGCGUAACGGAUACACCACAGGAUAUUCUGCUACGAGGUGUAGUCCGAGUUGAGAACGUUGAGAAUCCAGAACAAUACAUCCCAGCUGUUCUUACAAAGACCAAACCACAACACAUUGAAAGGACAUACCAAAUCAAGGGAUACAAUGAUCACAUUGAGUUCUUAGAAUUGUUGGCAAGAAAGGGAGGAAGAUUACUUCAUGGUGGAGAGCCAGAUGUUGAUGGUGUUGCGAAGAUGGUAUUGAAUGAUUUUCUUCGUGGAAAGAUCCCUUGGUUCACACCUCCACCACUCCUAGAAGGAGCCGAAAGUAAGGAGGCAGGUGUUGAAGGUCGAUCCGGCAGACUCGGAGAGAUGGGCAAGAAGCGAAAGCGAGACGAUGAAUCAGUGGCAGAUACGUCUGUCAUGGAUGCCACUUCAACUGUUGCCGAGGAAGAAGAUGACAGCUUCGAAGGAUUUGGCAGUGAUAGUGAAGACGGGGCCAAUAUUGAUCUCGUCGAUGCCGUCGAUGCAGCAUUUGGAGCUGAUUCUGAUGAUGAAGACAGCGAAGUUGGUUCAGAUCAAGAAGAAGCAGAUUCAUCGAACGAGGCGGAUGCCGCUGGGGAGCAAUUACAAGAAGAGCUGCAUCAUGAUGUUGAUGAUUCGAUAGAGAAGCGGCCGAAGAAGAAACGCCAAAAGUAG
Molecule: messenger RNA, 1836 nt
Organism: Lachnellula hyalina
Lineage: Eukaryota; Fungi; Ascomycota; Leotiomycetes; Helotiales; Lachnaceae
Gene: nog-2
Product: Nucleolar GTP-binding protein
Exons: 3
Coding region: 1-1836 (611 amino acids)
Cellular component (GO): nucleolus
Molecular function (GO): GTP binding
Source: RefSeq, a predicted model, not a curated record